AAGUUCCUUGAAAGGUCCUGCUCCAUCUGACCUGUUAUGAAUGAAGAGAUCGUUUAUAGUUUUCAUCAGAUUGUCGGAUUGUUUAUAUCGAGCUUUCACUCUCGCAUGUCAGAUUGACCCGGUCAGCGAUCACCGGUGAUUGUGGGUCACUGCGAAAUCAAAGCGACUCGACCGAAAGUGAAAGUGAUCCGUCAUUCUUCCCAAUGCUUGACGCCAGUCGCUUUAUUUAGUUUAGGGGUUUAAUCUUUGAAUCUUCAUCAUGCCUGUGAGACAGAAAGAUGCUCAGCGGGCACUACAGCUUUUGGAGGAAUACCAAACUAAACUCAGUCAGACUGGAGAUCCUCAUCUCAGACUGUCAAUCGAGAGGGUCAUAAACAUAUUUAAGAGUACACUUUUCCAGGCUCUUGUAGACAUCCAGGAAUAUUAUGAAGUGAGCCUUCAGGAUACUGAGGAUAAACCCGUAGAGGAUUCAAGCCUUAAAAGCAGAGAGUCAUUUCCUCCUGUUAAUGAAUGGAAUCUCAGUGUCCCUCCCAGCACUACUGGACCAACAGAACCGGUGCCCAUCAAUCUUCCUCAAACAGAAGAGAAAUAUAGAUACCAGGAUGAGGACACUACGUCACCUCCCGAACACAGCUCUCCACACAUCCCAGGAGAUGCACGUCCUCCUGAGUUGGUGCAGGUGUCGGAGAAGAACAUCUCCCAGAUUGAGAAUGUACACGGCUAUGUUUCCCAUUCACACAUUUCUCCAAUGAAGCAGGCAGAUGUCAUUCCUCCUCCCUCCGCUCCCAUAAUCCCUGUGAUCCCAAUCUCACCCGUCCCGGCCGAGACCACUGCCAUCAUUCCUGCACCCGCGUCACAGGCAAGUCCAGCACCGGUGGUGGUGAACACAGAAAGCCUUGACUCCUCACCAUAUGUGAAUGGAACAGAAGCUGAUUACGAAUAUGAAGAAAUCACACUUGAACGGGGUAACUCGGGCCUGGGUUUCAGUAUUGCAGGCGGUACCGAUAACCCCCACAUCGGCGAGGACCCAAGCAUCUUUAUCACCAAGAUCAUCCCAGGAGGAGCAGCCGCACAGGACGGCAGACUCAGAGUGAAUGACUGUAUACUGCGGGUGAAUGAUGUAGAUGUGAGAGACGUAACUCACAGUAAUGCCGUGGAGGCGCUGAAGGAGGCAGGCUGCAUUGUCAGACUGUACGUCAGAAGAAGAAAACCCCUCUCAGAAAAAAUCAUGGAUGUAAAGCUGGUAAAAGGUCCUAAAGGUCUAGGUUUCAGUAUAGCAGGAGGUGUUGGGAACCAACAUAUUCCUGGGGACAACAGUAUUUAUAUCACCAAAAUCAUUGAAGGAGGAGCUGCCCAUAAAGAUGGAAGGCUACAGAUUGGGGAUAAACUGUUGGCUGUGAAUGCUGUUUGCCUUGAAGAGGUCACUCAUGAAGAUGCCGUGGCUGCCUUGAAAAACACCCCUGAUGUUGUCUAUUUAAAAGUGGCGAAACCCACUAGUGUCUUUAUGAAUGAUAGUUACGCUCCUCCCGAUGUCACCAGCUCCUACUCCCAGCACAUGGAGAACCAUAUCAGCACCCAAAGCUAUCUGAGUCAACCAUUAACCCCUGCCACCCCAUCUCGGUACUCUCCUGUCUCAAAAGGCAUGCUGGGAGAUGAUGAGAUCACAAGGGAGCCUAGGAAAAUUGUCCUGCAUCGGGGAACCACGGGACUAGGCUUCAACAUUGUAGGAGGAGAGGACGGAGAGGGAAUCUUCAUCUCCUUCAUUUUAGCAGGAGGGCCUGCAGACCUGUGUGGAGAACUGAGGAAAGGAGACCGUAUCGUCUCUGUAAAUGGAGUGGACCUCCGCAGUGCGACGCAUGAGCAGGCGGCCGCAGCACUGAAGAACGCUGGACAGACGGUCACUAUCAUUGCUCAAUACAGACCUGAAG
This is a messenger RNA of Danio rerio (zebrafish), 1928 nucleotides long. RefSeq names its product discs large MAGUK scaffold protein 1a (gene dlg1a). Gene Ontology annotation, cellular component: membrane; anchoring junction; neuron projection. The record is from RefSeq and is marked validated. Gene Ontology annotation, molecular function: ATP binding; nucleotide binding; transferase activity. Lineage: Eukaryota; Metazoa; Chordata; Actinopteri; Cypriniformes; Danionidae. Gene Ontology annotation, biological process: chemical synaptic transmission; maintenance of postsynaptic density structure.